Molecule: messenger RNA, 946 nt
Organism: Ipomoea nil (Japanese morning glory)
Lineage: Eukaryota; Viridiplantae; Streptophyta; Magnoliopsida; Solanales; Convolvulaceae
Product: 30S ribosomal protein 3, chloroplastic-like
Exons: 2
Coding region: 133-663 (176 amino acids)
Biological process (GO): translation
Cellular component (GO): ribosome
Molecular function (GO): structural constituent of ribosome
Source: RefSeq, a predicted model, not a curated record
AACUUUUCAGGCCGUGGUUGGGGCUUUGGGGUUCAGCAAGUCGCAAGUGCCAUAAACGACUCGACUGCCUAUCUGCCUCUUAUCCAGAGCUCGUAAUAGACUCUCCCAUACAACUCCCGUCUAUAACACGGUAUGAUGUUGUCGGCGGCAGCACGGCCGGCGGUGAACUGUAUUCUUGAAUCGCCGGCUUCUUCAUUUUCUUCUCACAAACCCUUUCUGCCAAACAAACUCUUCUUUCCCCAACCACCAACUGCCGCUUCUCAACCAUCCCUUCUCUCAAGAAAGCUCUACGUCUCCGCAUCUUCAUCCGCCGCUGUUGAUGCUCUAUCCCAAGAAACCUCCGCAAAGGGUUCGUUCUCUUCAACUCCCCUUCACAAGGAGAAGCUUGGAGUGGUGGUAAAGCCAAUGGAGAAACCUAGACUAGUUUUGAAGUUCAUAUGGUUGGAGAAGAACAUUGGGAUUUCACUGGACCAAGUGAUACCCGGGCAUGGCACAAUCCCUAUAAGCCCUUACUAUUUUUGGCCUAGGAAAGAUGCCUGGGAGGAGCUAAAGGUGAUGCUGGAGAGUAAGCCUUGGAUAUCCCAGAAACAGAUGGUUAUUCUGCUUAAUCAGGCCACUGAUAUUAUCAAUCUAUGGCAACAGAGUGGUGGCAACUUUGCAUAAUCUUAGCUUUUCUUGUGCAGCUACUAGGUAUAGUUUUCGCUGUAAUCCCCCAUUUUGUGAGGCCAUCAUUGUGCUCAAUCUGACAUUUGUAAUACCCUUGUAGAUGUUGUUUUGAUGUUUCAGUGAGAGAAGGAUGUUUCGUUUUAUCAAAGUUGCAAAUUUUAUUCGGUUUGAGUUUUUAAGACAUUUGAAUUGAACAGUAUGUUUUGUCAUAAUUUCAAGAAUCUAUGCAACAGUAUCUGGUGUCUCGAGUGAUCCCUUUUAACCGAUUUUGGUUACAUUA